Molecule: messenger RNA, 2853 nt
Organism: Ctenocephalides felis (cat flea)
Lineage: Eukaryota; Metazoa; Arthropoda; Insecta; Siphonaptera; Pulicidae
Product: trithorax group protein osa-like
Exons: 3
Coding region: 1-2853 (950 amino acids)
Source: RefSeq, a predicted model, not a curated record
AUGACCAUUUUUAUUUUAAAUCCAGAAAGCAAAUUUGCAGGUAUGGGGGCUGUUGCACAUUUACUUUAUUCAAAUUUUAUAAAACAAAUUUUUAUAGCACUGUUAUGUGCUCUGCUGUCGAGCCCUGCAUUUGCGGUUGUCAAUAGUGUUGACUCAAAAAACACAACAAGACGUGAAGCUCCAUUAGAUGAUUCAUUAGCUAUUGCUGAUACAUACGGACCUCCCUUAAAACCAGACCUAGGACUUCCUGCGCCAGUCUAUGGUGCACCCGAUCAAGCUCAAUACCCUGCACCACCGCCAGAUGUACCACCACCACCAGGUCCAGCGCCAGUUUUCUUAGCUCCGUCAUCAGGCUACGGUUUGCCAUCAGAGGAUCCGGCACCUUUAUUCGCAGUGCAACAAGAAGGAAAUCCUGCAACUGUAUACGGUCCUCCUGAAAAUGUUCCUGCUCAAGUAUAUGGUGUUCCAGAAAAUAUUCCUACACAAGUAUAUGGUUCUCCCGAAAAUAUACCUUCACCAGUAUAUGGAGUUCCAUCGGGUCCUCCCGCGCCUGUAUACGGUCCUCCUCCUUCAGUGCCAUCUCCAACUUAUGGAGUACCCUCAGCACAUCCAAGCCCUGCUUAUGGACUGCCAAAACAAAAUUAUGGCCCUCCACAUUUUAGCGGACCGCCGAAAGCCCAUUACGGACCACCUCAUAAAUAUUCAUACAAAUUUCCACAAAAGUUACACUUUGGACCACCAAAAGGUCAUUAUGGACCACCGCCUAAAUACGGAAGACCGCUCAGACCAAAGUUCAAUCAUCCAGUAUUCACUUAUGGACCGCCCGGAAAACCUUUGGGUCUCCAUGGCCCACCUGUAAAACCUCAUGGUCAAAUAAAUUUUGCAUAUGGACCUCCAAUACCAAAACCAAGCGCGAUCUACGGACCUCCUUCACAAGUCAAUUUUGGAUUCCAUCAACAAAGUGGUAGUUAUGGUCCACCCCCGCCACCGCCAAGUGGUAAUUAUGGCCCACCACCAAGUACCAAUUACGGUCCUCCAAGUGUAAGUUACGGACCACCGCCGAGUGCUAAUUAUGGUCCGCCGCCAAGCAACAAUUAUGGGCCACCACCAUCCGCACCUAGCGGAAAUUAUGGACCCCCGCCCACAGCACACUAUGGACCACCACAUCUCACAGCACCAAUUGGCCCGCCACAUCCUGGAAUUCCUGCUCCCCCCACACCUCCAGAGAUUAAGUACGAUGGUUGGCGUCCGAUACCAGGAGUAUCGGUAUCCUCAAGUCAUUCGUCUCAUAGUUCUCAUGAAUCUCACGAAGGCCAGAUAAGUCAAGGGGGUCACUCCGGUUUAGAAUUACAAUACGGGUUACCAGUACAUGGACCAGUACAAUUCACGGGUCAUGGAGAAGGCCAAGCUCUUCAUCAAGAAGGCGGCGGCUUAACGGGAUAUGCAAAUGGAUAUUCCUCAUCACACGGAUCUAACCAAUUUGCACAAGCUGCGGGUAUUGCUUUAAGUGGAGAUACUACAAUAUCAUCACAUGGAAAUAAUGGCUUAGCCUUUAAUGGUGCUGAAUCACAUGGAAGCGAUCAUUUGAAUGGAAUCGAUUUAUCUUUAUUGACAGGAUCUCAACAUCAAACAUUAACCCAAUCUAAUGCCAUAUUCGAAGCUCACAUCACUGAUAAUGUGCCAAUUCAGGGACCUGUGUAUACCCCACCUCCUGCACCUAUUAGUGGAGAAGAACAUAAUCAAGCAAGUAUUACAACAUUCAAAAAUGAAGAAUUUGCAUCCAAUGACUUAGGAUCGGGUAAAGAUACUUAUGGUGCGCCUCCAGUAGAUUCGUUCUCUCCUGAAGGAUUAUAUCCUCCAUCGCCAAGUCAAGGUCAGCAUCAUCAGCAUCAUCAACAUCAUCAACAUCAUCAAAGCCACCACCAUCAUCAAAAUUAUCAGGAUCAUCAACAUUCUGGAUUAGCAUUACAAUAUGGCACUCCAAGUGGACAGCUAGGAUGGGGUCCACAAGGAACACAACCUCGCCGGCCACUUGUAUUUGGAGAACCAGUGCCACCAGGUCUAAUAGAUUCUAUCGGUAAAAGCGUGCAACAUUUGGACAACUUUGGAAUAAAUAAUUACGAGAAACAUAGUAGCAGCAUUUACUUACCACCACCGGUCGGCGGUCCACAAGCACUUCCGUUACAGCAACACUCAAUUUCUAAUUGCCCUCAUCAACCUUUGCAAACUUCAUACGGAACACCUGCUAUUGGUCAAACUGACUUGGAAUCUCAUCUUCGUGCUGCCACACAAGCAUUGGCUGAAGAUUUAGCACCACCAGAACAGCAAAUUGCUCAUUCAGAAAAACAAGUAGUAAAAGUGGUAAAAUCAGAAAAUGAGCAAUCAGAAAGCAAACAAGUGGAAUCUGCAGCAAGUCCACUUGAAGGCGAGCAACAACCCCGAUCUGCAGCAUUAACAAGCAGUUCGCAAAAUUCUAUGUAUUCUUCUCAAGGUUCUUUAAUAACUGGUGCCCAAAACUCGCAACAUGGAUUUAUAGUGCCAGUACAAGGUAAUCUUGGAUCGUACACUCUACAAAUUCAAUCCGCCGAUGGCCUGAGUGGUCCAUCAGGUGAACAUGGCAGCGUUCCACACGAACAAUUGUUAUCAGAAGGCCUUUUGCAAUCCAUUCUGCAAGCGAUUGAACAACCGCAAUCCAAGCACGAAGUGCGCCCGAGUAUCGGAUCAGUGGUACAAAGUGAAGAAUUUGUGCACCCCGUACCACCACCCACGUCCAGUUCUCCAUCUCAAAACGAAGUAGCUGUUUAUUUGAAAGACCCAAGCAAGUCAGAGGAAACGACAAAAAAUGAUCACUAA